Molecule: messenger RNA, 1931 nt
Organism: Chrysemys picta bellii (western painted turtle)
Lineage: Eukaryota; Metazoa; Chordata; Testudines; Emydidae
Source: RefSeq, a predicted model, not a curated record
GUUUAUUUGUAGAUAAGUGUAAGCAAAAAGAAAGGAGAUGGAGAUGUGCUAAUGGAUCUUAUGAGAACAGAAGGAACUUCAAAAGUCAGGGAGGCUCUCAGAGAUUAUCUGAAAGUUCUUAAAACAGAGUUUACUCUGGGAAUGAUCCUACCAACCAAAACUUCAGCUGGUCCGGAACUGGCGGUUAAAAAAAAAUUGAGUGAGAAUAAUGUGCAGGAUUCUGUUAUACCAAUUUCUUUGGAUACAGUUGGUGUAAAGAUUCCAACAGUAAAGAUACUUCUGAAAGAGAUGUUUGACUCUCCGGUAGAGGAGCUUUAUAGCAUCUUCAUAACUAAGGAGUUGGUGCAAAAAUUUUCUAAAAGUCGUGCUGUGAUCGAAGCCAAAAGAGGAGGAAAACUUCAAAUGUUUGAUGGUUGUAUUACUGGUGAAUAUAUAGAAUUGUUACCCAGCCAAAGGAUUGUCAUGAAAUGGAGAUGCAGGAACUGGCCUCAUGAAUAUUAUGCAACAGUUGCUUUGAAUUUCAAGGAUCAGGCAACUCAAACUGAAUUACAGUUAGAGUGCAAAGGUGUCCCUGUCUGUAAUGAAGACAGUACAAGACAGUGUUGGCAGAAGCAGCAUUUUGAAGAAAUACGUGUUUUACUGCAGCAGACCAAAGUAAAUGCUGAAUGAUGAUAGCACUGUAGUUAGUUUUAUUAGUGCAUUACUUUUAUAUAUAAAUAAGUUUGACUCCCUCUUUUGUCCCCCCCCCCUCUUUUUUUAAGAAAAUUAAUUUAUUUAUGGGGGAUGAAUAAACAUCCACUUCUGUGAUACUGUAUAUAAUUUAAGUGCUAUUUAUGGAUCUUCAGUGAAUGUAAUGGCCUCUUCCGUAAGUGAGAUUAUGUAUUUAGACACCUUCAGUUUGAGAACUGAUCACUGUUUUAUUAUCUAUAACUUAAAUUUGGAAACUGUUAGUGUGACUCAGCUGCUAUAGACUUCAUGGUAUUACAUCAUACUGAGAAGCUCAUUUAGUAGAGACGAGCUACUAAGUAGGCCUCGUCCAGGUCUAAGUUAGAGCAAAGAAGUGACAUAUGCACUGUUUAGUAAGAAUCCAUUCGUGGUGGGUAGAAUGUCUGUGUUUAAAUGCACUGCUGAUAAAAAGGUGAAUUGAAAGUCUUAAAAAAAAACAAACCCAUAGUUUGAUUCUGUAAGAUCAAAUGAUGAGUGAGUUAUACAGCCACUUAAAGUAAAGCACUUAAUCUCAAACCACAGAAAAACAAGAUGCAGGCUUCUUAUAUUUUCAAACAGCACAGCUACACAUUUGAAAGACUCAGUCACCUAAGGCAAAGAUUUAGGUCCGGAGGAUUAACAAAAUUAGAACAACCCUUGUUGACUGGGAGAUGCCAUUAUUUUGGUCUGUUUUUCUAAACUCCUCUCUUCAUCUUCUCUCUGUUAAUGGUACCUGUGAUGGGAGUUGCUGCUCUGGCAGAGAUGCCAGGAAGGCUGUAAGAGAAGUAAUUUAAUUUUGUAUUUCAACAAUUUCCAUAUUUAUUUAAAGAGCCAUUUUCACUUGGACUGUUUUCUUCUCUUGGAAUUCUGAAAAUACGUUUUUAACUUAGACCCUUUCAGUUCACCUUAAUGAACGAUUCCACCCAUGGGAAUGUAAUGAAAGCAAAGCAAAUAAAACCCCAACUAUUUGACACCAAUGCACCAUAAGGGUUAACCAUGAUGGGUUAAUAUUGACGAUAUAACAAUUUAGCAAGAAUGGGGCAGAAUUCUUAAACGCAUUGAGUAAUUUUGUAAGCAAUUGGAAUAAAAAAUAACUUACCUGUGCAAUACUGAACUUAAGGCAAAAUUGACUAAGAAAAAUCAUGACAGAGAUGACUCAGACUGCAUUUUAAUCAAAUGCACAGAAUAGCAAUCAGUCAUGUUAAUAAAUAAAAUUUUUACAGUGA